AUGGCUGCUUUUGGCAUCUCUUUUCCUAAAAUAACUCUAUGUCGAUCGUCAACAUCGAAAACUGAUCCGACUCAUGUUCCAUCAACAACUCCCGUUCGAACUCUUUCCCUUUCAAUCAAAAACGUGCCAAGUCAACCGCUACAUUAUGACGUUUCGACAGCCAUCGUGAAGAAGAAGACGCCAACGAACGCGACAAUUCUCGCGAUCGAUGGAGAGACCAAACAAUUGCCGAAGAAUUUAUCUGUUUUUAACGAGCUUCAACUUGAUGAUGAAGCUGAAAACAUUGAUGAAAGGCGAAGACAAGAAAAGACUUCGAGUGACGGUCUUAUUUGUUCACCGUUGUCGAGUCCGAUGGGAAGCAUUGAUCAUCAUCCGACUCGUCGAUUAAUCAACGCUAGUACAGAAGACGAGCACAUUGCACAAGAACGAAAAUCAAAUCAAACAUUUACACCGCCGACAUCAAGUUUAAGCAAUGAUUCAUCAUCGAGAAAUAAUUUACAUUCGACAAUAUCUUCACUUUCAGUUGAUCUCCCUGAAUUAAAGUAUGCACUUGAAGAAUUUCUCGGUGAUAAUGAUCCUGUGUAUGAAAUAGCUGAAGAAUUCGCAACCAUUUGUUCUCUGUCACAUCAAGAUUUUAAAGACAAUGAUCGUCAACAAAACGUGACAACGUCGAUUGUACACAACUAUUUGCAAGAUCAAACUCAUACGACAGAAAUUGAUUCGAUGCGUGACAAAAUUGGACGACCAGCGCAUGAAUCUCAGGUGUCCAGCCAUAUGAAAUGGUAUGUAAGUGAAUUACGAAUACACAAACCAUUGAUCUACCGUACACAAUGGACAAAUACACAAUCGAAUAGUAAACAGCGGCAGCUAAGCCAUUCAGUUAAUGAUCUCAUCCAGAUACACGAUCCCGAAAACAGAAACUAUCAAAUAAUAUCGAAAACAACAGAUGAUAGUGUACACUCGACGCUAUCAUUGAGAGAUUUUCAUCAACAACAAGUUCGACACAGAUCGGAUGAUAACAUCCUUCGGAAUAGUUAUUUACCUUAUAUGAAUACUGGUUCAACUGCUCGACGUAUGUCACUGUUUAACAUUGAAAAACGAUCAGAUCGUCCGCUCAAGAAAAAAGAUGAUACAUUAAUUCGAAAUGAGUCGGUGAAGAAGAAACUAUUCGACAUAUUAAAUGAUAAUGAAUUAGAAAAUGCAUGCUUAGAAGAUAUGAGUGACGAAUUCGAAGAUACGUCUCUCAUCCCUGACCACGAACCUCCAAUGAUCAGUUCGUAUUCAUCUUUGGCAUCAUCCUCCGAUGAUGCACUGUAUUCUUCACCUCCAAAUGAACUUCAAUUGCCAUCAUCACUUCCAUUAGUUUCGUCAUCUUCUCAUAAUAAUCUUUCAACUCAUACCACGGAAUAUCACAUCGGCCGAUCACGUUUGAUUACGACGAGUCUCGAAAAAAUUCCAUUGAAUAAUAAUUCAUCUAACCAUUUUUCUUCAUCAUGUACUUUACGUCCAUCCUAUGAACAUUCUCGUGCGUCUUGGUACACAUCACCUUCACCACAAUGGCGUGUGGACGAUCAAUUAUCAGUUCCAUCAAUGUUAAAACGACAUCCAUCAAAGAGAGAUCUCAAUCAACUAGUUACAGACUAUCAUCUCCAACCGAAAUUUAAUGAACAGCGUCGAAAAGAACAAAAGCAUGUGAGCUAUUCAUUAAAGAAUACGUCGACGCCAUUAGUCGAUGAUUCUUCCUCAAUGCUUCCGAUUAUCCAAGAUAAAUCAUCCAAUCUUCUCAUGUUUAUCUAG
Messenger RNA from Adineta ricciae, 1797 nucleotides. The record is from the annotation of a GenBank genome assembly. NCBI's taxonomy places the organism in Eukaryota, Metazoa, Rotifera, Eurotatoria, Adinetida, Adinetidae.